Protopolystoma xenopodis is the source of this 618-nucleotide messenger RNA. The record is from the annotation of a GenBank genome assembly. NCBI's taxonomy places the organism in Eukaryota, Metazoa, Platyhelminthes, Monogenea, Polystomatidea, Polystomatidae.
AUGUCUCACUGGGGCGAUCAGCAUCUCCGAUCCCAGCCAAAGGUUCACUACUUGCGCACCCCCGAGCUCCGACAAUUGCAACACUUUCGGCUGCAGACAUUUCGUCGUCAACAGGAGGCUGGAGGUGAGCAGACGUUUGGCUCUCUGACGCCGCAACUCCGGCCCUUCUUCUCUUCGAGUCGGCCGGAGACUGAACCUUCACUUGGGCCCGCUUUGCUCGACGCCUCGUCAGACAGGGCGGAAACUGCUGCUGCCCUGGCAACAAAACCAGAACACCCAGAGUCGAGGCUUUGGCAACAGACAGCCGCAGUAGCCAUGACGACCGGCGGUAAAGGGAUCCAAAGCGGCCUUUCAGAAGACUGGCAAGACGAGAAAGCGAUGCAGCCACCUGACCUAAAUGGUACCUUCCUGUCCGGCCCUGGCUGGAUAAGUGUGUGCUCGUUAUACCAUUUUAUCCAACUUAUUUGUAGGCAAUCAUGGCAAUCAAGAGAUCUUUCUCGAUUUUCAUGUGUCUCCUUUUUUAUUAUUCCUUUAUUAUUAUUUAAUUAUUUUCAUCAAAUGCUUAACAAUAUUAUUUGUGGUCUCGGGCACCCUGCUGAUCCGGAAACGAAUAGUUAG